Molecule: messenger RNA, 6969 nt
Organism: Cynoglossus semilaevis (tongue sole)
Lineage: Eukaryota; Metazoa; Chordata; Actinopteri; Pleuronectiformes; Cynoglossidae
Gene: myof
Product: myoferlin
Exons: 55
Coding region: 311-6547 (2078 amino acids)
Biological process (GO): membrane fusion; plasma membrane organization
Cellular component (GO): membrane
Source: RefSeq, a predicted model, not a curated record
GGAAUGUCUUCAAUGAGACGUCCAUCACCAAUGUUUGACCACAGAGUGUCAACACGUCAGUGGAUACGGAGCUGGCAGGUUCGAACAAGAAUACAGACCGGUUCUCCUUGGUGGGUUAAUCAUUGAGAGAAGGCAGCCUUCUCUGAAUGGCAGGAUGGUAGCCGCAGUAAUUACACCCCCGUGAUCCGCCCUCAUCUCUCUUCACCCUCCGCUGAGGGACUUCCUGAGUCUGCCUCAGUGAUGGGGCAGUAAGGCUGCACACACACUUUUCAACUUUUUCUCUCCUUUUUCUUUUGGAUAAUUUGCUGCCAUGUUGCGGGUUGUGGUAGAAUCGGCCAAAAACCUGCCCAAGAAGAAGGUUGGCAGUCCGGAUCCAAUCACGUCUGUGAUCUUUAAAGAGGAGAAGAAGAAAACUAAAUCUAUUGACAGCGAGGUCAAUCCUGUCUGGAAUGAGGUGCUUGAGUUUGACUUGAAGGGAACUCCUCUGGACUCCGGCUCCUUCAUCGACGUGGUUGUGAAAGACUAUGAAACCAUUGGGAGAGACAAAUUCCUUGGAUCCACUAAGAUCUCACUGAGAGACCUAGCCUCAGGUCAGGCCCGAUCCCUGCCAUCGAAAAACAUUCCUCUGGUCAAUGAAAAUGGACAGAACGUUGGAGCCACCAUUGACCUGGUUGUCGGCUACGAUCCUCCACCCAACGCUGCUCCAAACCCUGGUGACCCCCACAGUGGAGAUGCCUUCACGGACACUGAUGGAGGAGGAGGAGGUGAAGAAGAAGGAGGUGAGACUCAGUCUGACGGCAGCCCGGCAGCGCCCUCUGGUGGAACAUCACCCUCUGGUGGGACCGUUAACCUCCGUCAGAGACUGGCCAGGUCGCAGAAACGACAUCGACUGGUCAACAAACCUCAGGACUUCCAGAUCCGUGUGCGGAUCAUCCAGGCCCGUCAGCUGCCUGGAAAUAACAUCAGACCUGUGGUGAAAAUCAGUGUGUGUGGACAGACCCACAGGACCAGGAUCAAACGGGGGAACAAUCCUUACUUUGACGAGAUGCUGUUCUACAAUGUCCACAUGCUUCCAUUAGAUCUGUUUGACCAACAAAUCAGUUUCAGGGUGUACGACUCCUACUCUCUGAGAGCAGACAGCCUGAUGGGAGAGUUCAAGCUGGAUGUUGGAUAUGUUUAUGAUGAACCAGCUCACUCCAUUCUGAGGAAGUGGGUGCUGCUCAACGACCCAGACGACUCCACCUCUGGGGCCAAAGGUUACCUCAAAGUCAGCCUGUUCGUGUUGGGGACAGGAGACGAGCUGCCGGUGGAGAAGCGGGAGGCCAACGACGACCUGGACGACAUCGAGAGUAACUUGCUGCUGCCGGCCGGAGUCUCUCUGAGAUGGGCCACACUGUCGCUGAAGGUCUUCAGAGCUGAAGACGUUCCUCAGAUGGAUGAUGCUUUUGUUCAAACACUGAAGGGAAUUUUCGGAGGAGAUCAAAACAAGAAGAACCUGGUGGAUCCUUUCCUGGAGGCUCGCUUCGCAGGGAAAAAGCUGUGUACUCAGAUAAUUGAGAAGAACGCAAACCCAGAGUGGAAUCAAAUACUGCACCUGCAAGUCAAGUUUCCCUCCAUGUGUGAGUCUGUCAAACUGACCGUCUUUGACUGGGAUCGUCUGACAGGAAAUGAUGCUAUUGGUACCACAUACCUGAACCUCUCCAAGAUUGCCUCCUCUGGUGGAGAGAUAGAAGAGGAACAUGCAGGAAGUCAUGAAAUGCCAUCGUUUGAAGCCAAGACGGGUCAGGCUGAGGUGGGUUUCCUGCCCGUCUUUGGACCUUGCUUUGUGAAUCUGUACGGCAGCCCCAGAGAGUUUACUGGACUGCCGGACCCCUACGAAGAUCUCAACCUGGGCAAGGGAGAAGGCGUGGCCUACAGAGGCCGCAUCCUGGUGGAGCUCAGCACCAAGUUGGAAGGAAAGGUGGACAAAACUGUGGACAGCAUCCACAGUGAUGACGUCCUGGUAGCACAGAAGUACCAGCGGAGGAGAAAGUUCUGCCUGUGUGCCGUCUUCCACAGCGCCACCAUGAUCCAGGAACCUGGAGAACCGAUCCAGUUUGAGGUCAGCAUCGGCAACUACGGCAACAAACUGGACACCACGUGCAAACCGCUGUCGUCCACCACUCAGUACAGCUGCGCUGUAUUUGAUGGUAACCACUAUUAUUACCUGCCCUGGGCCAACACUAAGCCUGUGGUGGUGGUUACCUCAUUCUGGGAGGACAUCAGCCACCGUCUGGACUCUGUCAACAUCAUCCUCUACAUUUUAAACAAUCUGCAAUCCAACCUGGAGGCCUUUAAAACCGCCAUCUCUGCCAAAGUCACAGACAACCAACUGGUCGAGGUGUGGCUGAAGUUACUCAACCAGCUGAUAGAGGAUCUGGAGAGUUUACCAAUGCCAGAGCUGGAGGGUCGCUCCAACCUGACCUCUCUGGACAUCCAGAUUAAGAAGCUACGAGACAGCACUUUAGCCUCCAUCAGACAGGGAGCCAGGAACAUGAGAGAGGAGGCCAUGGAGAUCAGAGACACCCUCCCUGACAUCGAGGCCUGGGCAGAGAAACUGAGACUGUUGGCUGAGGAGCCCCAGAACAGUUUGCCUGACGUGAUAAUCUGGAUGCUCCGAGGUGAGAAGAGAGUGGCGUACAGUCGGAUCCCAGCUCAUCAAAUCCUGUUUUCAACCUACAGCGAACAGGCCUGUGGACAACACUGUGGUAAAACUCAGACCAUCUUCUUAAAGUAUCCGAUGGACAAGGAGAAAGGACAGAAGGUUCCGGUGCAGACCAGAGUCAACAUGUGGCUGGGUCUGUCUGCCCAUGAAAAGAAGUACAACUCCUUCUCUGAGGGAACCUUCAGUGUGUUCGCAGAGCUGUAUGAGAACCAGGCCAGAGUGUUUGGGAAGUGGGGGACCACAGGACUGGUGGGACGCCACAAAUAUUCAGACGUCACGGGCAAACUGAAGCUCAAACAGGAGUACUUUAUGCCCCCCAGAGGAUGGGCGUGGGAAGAGCAGUGGUUCAUCGACCCAGAGAAGGCUCUGCUGACUGAGGCAGACGCAGGACACACGGAGUUCAUGGAUGAGGUUUUCCAAAAUGAGACUCGUUUCCCCGGGGGAGAGUGGAAGUCGGCCUCCGAGCCUUUCACUGACGUGAAUGGAGAAAAGAGCCGUAACCCAGGGGAGUUUGACUGUCCACCAGGUUGGACCUGGGAGGACGAGUGGACCGUAGACGACAACAGAGCAGUGGAUGAUCAAGGUUGGGAGUACGGAGUGACCAUCCCCCCAGAUGACAAGCCUCGCUCCUGGGUUCCCACAGAGAAGGUCUACCACGUCCACCGCAGGAGAAGACUGGUCAGGCCCCGCAGGAGAGCAGCGCCUCCUGCAGGAACACCUAAGGAGAGACAGGAUCAGGGAGAUCCUGAAGGAUGGGAGUUCUCCUCUCUGAUUGGCUGGAAGUUCCACAGGAAAGAGCGCUCAUCUGAUACGUUUAGGCGCAGGCGCUGGAGGAGAAAGAUGGGACCCGAGGACCGACUCGGAGCGUCUGCCAUCUUCAAACUGGAGGGGGCACUAGGAGUCGAUACUGAGGAAAAGGAGAAAGACUCUAAGACGGAUGCCUCCAAGCUGUUUGGUGCCAACACACCCACUGUAUCCUGUACCUUUGACAAGUCGUACAUCUACCACCUCCGUGUCUACAUCUACCAGGCGAGGAACCUGAUGUCUAUGGACAAGGACAGUUUUUCAGACCCGUAUGCACACAUCUCCUUCCUCCACGUCAGUAAGACAACAGAGAAGCUGCAGGCGACACUGAACCCGACCUGGGACCAGACCCUGAUCUUCAACGACGUGGAGAUUCACGGAGACCCUCAGCACAUCGCUCAGCAUCCUCCUGAUGUCGUGGUGGAAUUCUAUGACCAUGACCAAGUGGGGAAGGAUGAGAUGCUAGGACGCACCAUCUGUGUCCCAAUGGUGAAGCUGAGUAGCAGCAUGGACCAGACGCCGAAGCUGCUGUGGCAUUCCAUCAUCCAGAGGGGUCAGAAGGCAGGAGAGGCUCUGCUGGCUGCUGAGCUCAUCCUUAAGGACAAGUCUGGUGAGACCGACCUUCCCUUGGUUCCUCCAAAGAGAGCGGAAAACCUCUACAUGGUUCCACAGGGAAUCCGGCCCGUGGUGCAGCUCACAGCUGUGGAGAUUCUGGCCUGGGGUCUGAGGAACAUGAAGCCUUACCAGUUAGCCUCAGUGAAUUCUCCCAGCCUGGUGGUGGAGUGUGGAGGUCAGCGGGUGGAGUCCGCCGUCAUCAAGAACAUGAAGAAGAGCCCUAACUUCCCCAGCUCUGUUCUCUUCAUCAAAGUGCUCCUGCCCAAAGAUGAGAUGUACACACCCCCCAUCGUCCUGAAGAUCAUCGAUCAUCGUCCCUUUGGUCGGAAGCCUGUAGUCGGCCAGUGCACCAUCUCUUCCUUGGAGGAGUUCAGAUGUGACCCAAACAUCAUCACUGCAGACGGCGCCAUGGCUUCUAAAAUGGCCCUGAUGAUGUCAUCCCCAAAGAAUUACAUCUCUAUCAACAUGGAGGAGUGCAGACCACUGCUGGAAGCUGAGUUCAUGUACAGCAUGUCAGCUGCUGUCAACAAAAUGGCUUCUCCCACCUUGUCCCACUUUAUUGCAGAAAAGGAGAAGGAGACGGUGGACUGGUGGAGCAAGUUCUACGCUUCGAUCGGCGAAAAGGAGAAAUGUGGUCCAUACAUAAAGAAAGGAUACGACACCCUCAAAGUGUACGACUGUGAACUGGAGAGCGUCCCAGAAUAUAAAGGACUGACGGAUUUCUGCAACACAUUCAAACUGGAGAGAGGGAAGAAUGAAAACAAUGAAGACGACCCCACAGUUGUUGGAGAGUUUAAGGGCUCAUUUAAGGUGUACCCUCUGUCUGACGACCCCGGUGUAAUUGCCCCCCCCAGACAGUUCAGGGAGCUGCCGGACAGUGGUCCACAGGAGUGUCUGGUCAGGCUCUAUGUGGUCCGGGGCAUAGAUCUGCAACCCAAAGAUAACAACGGCAGAUGUGAUCCAUACAUUAAGAUUUCACUGGGACGGAACACCGUUGACGACCGAGACCAUUACCUACCAAACACCAUCUGCCCCGUCUUUGGAAGGAUGUUUGAGAUGACCUGUUUCCUGCCCCAGGACAAAGACCUGAAGAUCUCAGUCUAUGACUACGACCUCCUGACCCGUGACGAGAAGGUGGGCGAGACAGUGAUCGACCUGGAGAACAGAUUCCUGUCCAGAUAUAACUCCUACUGUGGUCUGCCACAAACCUACUGCAUUUCUGGUGUCAACCAGUGGAGGGACCAGCUGAAGCCGUCGGAGAUCCUGGAGAACAUGGCCCGUCUCAAAGGUCUGUCCAAACCCAGGACUGAGGACAAUGGGACCUCACUCACCUUCAACGGCAGAGACUACACCCUAGCUGAGUUUGAAAACAACAAGGAAGUCCACCAGCACCUGGGUCCGGCCAAAGAACGACUGUGUCUCCACGUGCUCCUGAAGCAGGGACUGGUACCAGAACACGUGGAGACCAGAACUCUUUACAGCAGCUUCCAGCCAAAUCUUUCCCAGGGAAAACUUCAAAUGUGGGUGGAUGUUUUCCCCAAAAGCAUGGGUCUCCCCGGUCCCCCCUUUGACAUCACACCACGCAAGGCCAAGAAGUAUUUCCUCAGAGUGGUCAUCUGGAACACCACUGACGUGACACUGGACGAGACCAGCAUCACAGGAGAACAGAUGAGCGACAUCUAUGUCAAAGGGUGGAUGCCAGGAAUGGAGGAGGACAAGCAGAAGACCGACGUCCACUACAGGUCCCUCGACGGAGACGGUAACUUCAACUGGAGGUUCGUCUUUGACUUUGACUUUCUGCCUGCUGAGCAGCUCUGCCUGGUGUCCCGUAAGGAACACUUCUGGAGUCUUGACAAGACCGAGUUCAGAAUUCCACCAAAGCUCAUUGUCCAAAUAUGGGACAACGACAAAUUUUCCUUGGAUGACUACCUGGGAACUCUGGAACUGGAUCUCCGGGACGUGGUUCCUCCUGCUAAAACCCCAGAGAAGUGUUCUCUGGAAAUGAUGAACAUCUUGGAUUUGAAUGUUUCACGCAAGCUGAAGAGCGCCAAGUCUCUGUUCGCACAGCAGUCAGUCAGAGGCUGGUGGCCCUGCUCCAUCGAAAAGGACGGACAGAGGGCCCUGGGUGGUAAAGUGGAGAUGACGCUGGAGAUCGUAAGUGAAACAGUUGUUGAUGAAAGACCUGCAGGAAAGGGCAGAGAUGAACCAAACAUGAACCCAAAACUAGAUCCUCCAAAUCGCCCAGAAACUUCGUUCUUCUGGUUCACCAACCCAUGUAAGACCAUGAAGUUCAUAGUGUGGAGGAGGUUCAGGUGCAUCUUCAUCGCUCUCAUCCUCCUCGUCAUCGUGGUUCUCUUCCUCGCUAUCCUCCUCUACUCUCUACCGAACUACAUCUCCAUGAAGAUUGUGAGGCCUCUGCAGUAACCACCGGACCAACUGGAACACACAUCUGUAAAGCCUUUAUUAGUCUUUUUAAAGGGGGCCAAGGGCUGGGGGGCGGGGGUCUUCUUGCACAUUUGCACUGUAACGACUUAAUUCUAAUCACCAACACACUGAGGGCACAGUUGAACUUUGACUCUUUUCAUCACCGUGUCUGAAACUGGACGUCAUUUAUCUUCACCUAAACGACCUUUAAUCUCAGCACAUCACUAAAAAAAACAAGAAAAAAACACCAGAAUAUGCCUUUUUCUUUGUUGUCAUAUGUAUGCAAAGCAAGUGUCGGACACUUUAUUAUAGGACUGUUUAAUCUGAUGUAUUUACACUUUUCACUGUUUUUCAACCAGCUCUUCGAUCAACACCUGAGUCUUUUUAUGUCAGAGAACAAAUUAAACCAUGUGUUUACCAGG